Molecule: messenger RNA, 909 nt
Organism: Penicillium daleae
Lineage: Eukaryota; Fungi; Ascomycota; Eurotiomycetes; Eurotiales; Aspergillaceae
Exons: 3
Coding region: 1-909 (302 amino acids)
Source: RefSeq, a predicted model, not a curated record
AUGCAAUUUCGAAUGCCCCGGUCGACGGGCGGCAACAUGGGGAGAACCAAAAAUAUCAUCCAUUUCGUCCAGGCCUUUGUGAUUUUCCUUGCCUGGGCGAUGACGAUCGGGAUCUGGACAAAGGGCGAUGGUAUCGAUGGGCGCACGGUGUGGUACUGGAUCUUGUGUUGGAUCAGUAUUCCCGCUUUAAUUUAUCUCGCCGCCGUGCCCAUGUGGCCUCGAGCCCGCCGAUUUGGAAAUGUGUAUGCCUUCGCGACGGUCGACAUCAUCUACACUGUCUUCUGGUUCAGUGCAUGGGUCGCCGUGGCUUCCUACGUUGCGCAAGGCAAGAGCAUCGGAAAGUCGAGCAGCGAUGACAAGACUUCUAGCACCAAGUCCCGCCGUGCCUCGACCAGCACGGCAUCUGGUUGCGAUAACUGGGCAUAUGGUAGUGCUAGCAAGUGCAAGGUUAGCACGGCGACCACUAUCAUUGGAGUGUUCAUCUUCAUUCUCUUCGCCAUUACCUCUUGGAUGUCCUUCCGCAAUGUGAUGCACUUCCGUCGUACCGGUACCCUACCCGACGCAGUCUCCGAUCCCACCUUCGCCGCUCAAAGCAAGGCAGCCUUCUCUUCGAACCCGGCUCACGACUUCGAGGAGGACGAAGAUGACUUCCGCUCUGGCCGUGCGGGUGUGAGUGCCCCGUCUGGCGGUGAGCAAGACGAGGACUAUGCCCUGCUUCAGCAGAGCGAGAUGGACGACAUUGGCAACGCGCACGGCCGGACCGCAAUGCACGGUGCCUAUGAUCCCACAGAUCCUGCACCCGGCAGUAUUCUCCACGACUAUAACAGCACAGGCUAUGGUGGUGCUCAUGGGCAACACUAUGCCCCGCCAUCGGAGUACGGCUCCUCAAUGAGCGGGUAUGGUCGGUAG